This is a messenger RNA of Aspergillus heteromorphus CBS 117.55, 2484 nucleotides long. Its product is annotated as anoctamin family protein. The coding region runs from base 97 to 2316 and encodes 739 amino acids. Gene Ontology annotation, cellular component: cortical endoplasmic reticulum. Gene Ontology annotation, biological process: chloride transmembrane transport. Gene Ontology annotation, molecular function: chloride channel activity. NCBI's taxonomy places the organism in Eukaryota, Fungi, Ascomycota, Eurotiomycetes, Eurotiales, Aspergillaceae. The record is from RefSeq and is a predicted model, not a curated record. The transcript is spliced from 5 exons.
CAUAAUCCCCCCCCUCCUCUCAACCAUCCCCGGUUUCCCCUUCCUCUCGAUCGCACCCAUGAUACUCUGAGCUCUGUCGAACUCCGCUCUCACCAAAUGGCUUCCACCGUCCCCCCGGACCCCGUGCACAGCAACCACUACGUGGACUACGUCAUCCGCUAUAACUUUGGCGACACCGACUCCGUCCAAGCAACAGAGCAGCUCGACCGGCUGCUGCGACGACUCUUCGACGUGGGACUGCAGACCGAGGUGCGGCAGGGCGAUGAGACCUCCCUGCUUGUGUUUGUCCGGGCGUCCCGGAAGAAGAGCCUGAAACGCGCGCUGUAUCAGUCUCGCAUCCGCGACUGGCUCUACGGCGUCCGCAACACCGAACCCGAACCCGAAUCCUCCGCCGAGCCGCAAUCCGAAUCGGAGCGUCUGCGCGUCAUCUACCACCUGAUCACCGAGCCCAAAGAAGCGGGCGGCGCCGGCAUCACCCCGAAACACGGCGAAUGGAAAAGUAUCGAUGCGAUUUUCCCCCUCCACGAUGAGGACAUGAAUCGGCAGUGCAUGAAGGAUUGGAGUCGGAAGACGUUUCUGUCGCCUGAGGAUCUGGAUCAGAUUAAGGAUACCUUCGGGGAAAGUGUCGGGUUCUAUUUCGCGUUCCUGCAGUCGUAUUUCCGCUUCCUGCUUUUCCCGGCCCUGUUCGGUUUCUCGUGCUGGUUGCUGCUGGGCUCGUUUUCGAUUAUCUAUACCGUGGUGAAUUGUCUGUGGUGUAUUAUUUUCAUUGAGUACUGGAAGCGCCAGGAGGAGGACUAUAGCUGUCGCUGGCAGACGAAGGGGGUCUCGGCGGUGCGGCCGAAGCGACGCGAGUUCAAGCCUGAGAGGGAGGUCCACGAUGAAAGCACCGAUGAGAUCCGCGGCGUGUUUCCGGCCACGAAGCGAAUGUAUCGCCAGCUGCUGGUCGUGCCGUUUGCGAUGCUGUCGGCGGUUGCGCUGGGGUUGAUCAUCGCUACGUGCUUCGCCAUCGAGAUCUUUAUCUCGGAGGUGUAUAACGGGCCGUUGAAGACCUAUUUGAUUUUCAUCCCGACCAUCUUGCUCUCGGCGCUGAUUCCGACGAUGAGCACGGUUCUGGUGUCGAUUGCCACCAAGCUCAAUGACUACGAGAACUACGAAACUCAGCCUGCGUAUGACGUGGCGCUGACACAGAAGAUUUUCGUGAUCAACUUCAUCACCUCGUAUCUCCCGAUCUUCCUCACGGCCUUCGUCUACGUCCCCUUUGCCAGUCUGAUCGUGCCCUACCUCGACGUGUUCCACCUGACCGUCCGCCCAUUCGUCUCCAAGGAAGACGCGACCUCCCUGCGCACCGAGUUCAGCAUCGACCCCGACCGUCUCCGCAAGCAAGUCAUCUACUUCACCGUCACCGCGCAAGCGGUCAACUUCGCCAUGGAAACCAUCGUCCCUAUGCUCAAGCAGCGUCUCUUCCGCGAAUACAAGGACUACAACCGGCGUAAGAACGGGAAAUCCGACCCCGGCGCCGACGGCAGCGAGACGAAGAAAGAGGCGCUCUUCGACGACCACCCGGACGAGACCAAAUUCCUGACACGGGUCCGCAACGAAGCCGACAUGGAAGACUACGACGUGACGGAGGACCUGCGCGAGAUGUGCAUCCAGUUCGGCUACCUAGCGCUGUUUUCGCCCGUGUGGCCGCUCGUCCCUGUGUCCUUCCUGAUCAACAACUGGGUCGAGCUGCGGUCCGAUUUCUUCAAGAUCUGCAUGGAAUGCAAGCGCCCGUGGCCGCAACGCGCCGACACCAUCGGCCCCUGGCUCGAGAGCCUGGGCUUCCUGUCCUGGGUGGGAAGCAUCACCAGCGCGGCGCUGCUGUACGUGUUCAGCAACGGCCACGAAGGCCCGAACGGCGAACCGACCGCCAUCCGCGGCUGGGCCCUCCUCCUCACCAUCUUCUUCUCCGAACACAUCUACCUCAUGGCGCGGUAUGCCGUGCGCGCAGCCAUGUCGAAGCUCGAGCCCGCCAACGUCAAGACAGAGCGUACGGAACGCUACAUGAUGCGGAAGAGGUAUCUCGAGGCUACGGUCGGUGCCAGAAGCAGCGACGACGAGGGCGACGAUGAUGCCGGUAACGAUGGGAAGGAUCGCUCGAUGGAGGUGUCUGAGAUCACGCGCGACUCGCUGGAAAAGGACGCCCGUGACUGGUCCAGCCAUGAUGUCGACCCCGCGGAACGGUUCUGGAUGCGCCAGAAGGGCUGGAAGGAGUCGGCCCAUGUUGGUGCUAAUAUUAUCAAGGUCGCCGAUCCGCAUUCCAAGAAGGAGCAGUGAUCAACCGAUCGGUCUUGGAGUUGGAUAUAGAUAGAUAUCGGGCGAUGUCCCGUCUGGCCGGGCCAGUUGCGGUAUAUAGAGGGGGUUUGUGUGAAGGUCUCCGGAUCCACAUACGCCUUGAUGUAUAGGAGUACUAUCUAUUAUUGUUAUUAUGAUGAUCUUGGACAG